AUGAUGAAACCAACCCCCCCAACAGGGGCUGGCGCUGACCGCAUGUUCUCCGUGCUGGAAGCAGACCGAGCCCUUAUGAGAGCUUUCGAUAUCCUCUUUGGGAGCCUUGCCAGAUUCUGCACCUUUUUCGCCCUUGGGCUACUUUACCUGCCACUCUUGGCUCUCGUGGUCGCAAUCAUUAGCAUAUCCCAGGCUGGUGGUCAAACACCUGAUGAUGACCAGCCCUCCACUGGUUCCCUAUUUGUGAUUGCUCUUGCAGCUGGGCUCUGUGCUCCGGUCGUCUUUCUUGCGGAAGCCGCAAUCAUCCGUGCCACUGCAGAAGUUUAUUGUGGUGAACAGCCAAGAUUGGGGUCUGCGGUUAGGUUGGGUAUCCGAAACAUCUGCCGUCUGUAUUGUUUUGGCUUUGUUUUGUUGGUUCCCCUCGUUGGGAUGGCCCUGCUGGGUUCCGCAUUGGCUGUGCUUGUCAUUGGUAUGAUGCAGCAAUCUGAUAAAGCCAUCCACAGUGUUGGGAUUGUUCUAGCUCUGGCCCUCUUUCCUGUGUGGUCUAUCGCCUACUUUUAUGUGAUGAUUCCAUUUCAAAUGGCCCCACCAUCUCUUGUCUUGGAACGCUCAACAACUGUAGCUGGUGUAGUUGGCCGUGUCUGGGAGCUGUCCAGAGGACGUCGUUGCACUAUCUUUCCGUGCACUAUCUUUUCUGCCACUUUCUUGCUUGCCACCACGAACUUCCUAGCGGGCCUGAUUCCCUUGGUGAACUUGUUUUGGAACUUGCUUUCUUUGCCUCUAUCCUGCAUUCUUGCGACCGUUCUGUAUCUCAACCUCCGUGUGGAAAAAGAGGGCCUUACAUGUGCCAAACUACGAAUGGAACUUGGACUGGACGCGGACGGGAUGGAGCUGGUCAUGACAGAAGAAGAGAAUUACCUGGAUGAGCCUGAACAGUGCCUGGAAGCUGGUCUAGUGCGCCGCUGUCGUUGA
This is a messenger RNA of Seminavis robusta, 972 nucleotides long. Lineage: Eukaryota; Bacillariophyta; Bacillariophyceae; Naviculales; Naviculaceae. The record is from the annotation of a GenBank genome assembly.